AUGUCACUAUCAAAUAUCCUAAAACAAAUCUUUAAAGAGAUAUGCAUACUAAUUUAGUAGUAAUAAAAAUCGUUACAGUCAAUCCGAUUAGAAUAACUACGUUAAAAAACAAUUCUAUGUAAUCUACCACAUCAAACAAUUAACUUUUCCAUUAUUCAUUACUCUUAUAUUAAAUCGGUAAUUCGAUAAAUCUAACAUCGUUUAAGAACUUACAAUUUAUAUCCAGCUAUAGUAAAUAAUACAAUCUCUGUGUAAAGCGUCCAUGAAUCAAUCAGCUAACAUUCGGAAUCAUCUCUUGAUUAAAACCAAAAACUAAUUACUAUAAUGUCUGAAAAUGAGAAAUAGCAGCCCCCAACUGGAAUUGUAAAUGAUGGCAAAAACAGUGGAAAACAGGGACUUACUUAUUUCUUCAGAAUUUCUAUUGGAAUUUGGGAGAUCAAAAAUUUCUACUUCUUCUUGCUGUUAAUUCAUUAAAUAAAACGAAUAUAUAAUUGUUUAUAGUUAAUUUUUUAUUACUUCAAGGAACGAUACUUUGUUAAAAAAACUGAUAUAAAGUAUAUAAAAAUAACUAAAAGAAGGUAACUAAGAAUUUACUAAAUUUAAUAUUCUUAAUAAUAAAUCGCAUUUCUACUAUUAUUCAUUAGAUUAGACAUCAACUCUUUUUAGUUUUUAAACAAUUCUUACUUAAUAAUCUGCCUUUCCAAAUCGACAUCUCUACCUUUACUUCAAAGAAUUUAAUUUUCAAUCUUGAAUCAUUAACUUACUCUCAUAUCCAAACUAAAAUAACAUUAUUGUGGUAGAAUUGGUUAUUUUUAUUUUAUCUUUUUUCCAAAAUAAUAAUAUCCAAAAAAUAAAUAUAUCAAAAUAUGUCUUACCCAAACAAACAUUUAGAUUAUUGUUUAAUAUCUAGAGAUAAGGUAUCUUGAGUAUUUACUAUGA
This is a messenger RNA of Paramecium tetraurelia, 939 nucleotides long. RefSeq lists its product as uncharacterized. Lineage: Eukaryota; Ciliophora; Oligohymenophorea; Peniculida; Parameciidae. The record is from RefSeq and is a predicted model, not a curated record. The transcript has 3 exons.